AAAAUUUAAAAAAAAGGAACUUUUUUCGGUUUUUAUUUUCUGUCUUUCUCAUGGAAAAUUCAAACAACAAAUCUCCAAUGAAUUAUCAAGAUUUGCUUCUUUCUUUUCAAGAUUUUAACUUAGGAGAAAUUUUAACAAGUUCUGAUGAUGAAACUACUGAUCCUCUAAGCAAAAGUGGCUAUUUUUGCAAUGAUUCAAAUUUUCCAAUGGCUCAAAAUAGUGUUCAAUCAUCAUUACAAUGGCCAUCAACAAGUUCUUCAAAUAUUUGGGCUUAUGAUUACAAUCCCAACAAUGGAAUUUCAAGCACCAAAUCUUCACAGAAAAGCAUAUUGGAUCAUGCAGAUAUGAGAAAAAGUACCAAAUAUGAAUAUGGAUCUUCCUCAACAUAUAAUUCAAUGAAUGAAUCCAAUUUUGGUCAAGAAUCUGCAGAUUAUAAUGAGCUUCCAUUAGAUUAUAACAAUUGGACUAAUGAGGAUUAUUCAAAGUGUUUAAACUGCUUGUCGAAUCAGACUGUUUCAGCAUUGCGCUAUGGUUAUCUGCCAAAUUUAGGAUUCAACAUUGUUAAGAUGGCUAAAAAUCCCAAUGCCUCGCGAUUAUUACAAAAGUUUCUUGAGCUGAAUAACUAUUACUACAUACAAAGGAUACUUAAUGAGGUUCUUAAUUCAUUUUUUGAGGUGAUGAUUGACGAAUCUGGACAUGCUUUCUUCGUAAAACUUGUUGAGGUCUGCAAUGACAAACAGAUGGAACUAAUUCUCUGUAGAUUUCACUCUCAUAUGGAUUUGUUUCUACAAACAGCUUUUAUAAAAUAUGGUUCAAAGUCUAUUCAAAUGCUAAUUGUAAUCCUAAAAGAGAAGCCAUCAUUGGCCAAAUAUUGCUCACAAAUUGUGUCUUUGAAGUUAAUUGAACUGAUGACUGAUCGAAUGGGACGAUACGUUGUUGAAAAGUGUUUCCAUGUCUUCAAUGAGAAGCAGAAAGAGGUUCUGUAUCGGAGGGUUAUUAGUUGUUUCAGAGAUUUGGCUACAAAUGAUUGUGGAUGUAUAUCUUUGAAUGUUUGCAUUGAUUAUAUCACUAACCCUCUCAGAAAGGAACUACUUGAGAAAAUUGCAAACCAAUCAGGUUACUUUGCCAAUGAUCCCUGGGGGAACUAUGUUGUGCAGCAUGUUCUUGAACUCAGGGACACAGAGGUUUCAAGUAAGAUAUUCAGUCAACUUGAGAAGGAGUACUUAACACUAGCCUUCGAAAAAGUUGGUAGCCACGUUGUUGAGAAAUGCAUAGAGUCAUCAAAAUCUGGAAUGAUUUCAGUAGUUGAUGUUCUUCUAACUGAUGCAAAAGCAUUAGUUCAACUUGCCACAGAACCUUAUGGCAAUUAUGUGAUUCAGAAAGCAUUGAAAUCCACAAAGGUGCAUAGAGAGGAAACGCGCCAUCAAACUCUAGCCAGAAUUCUAAUGGCACAUGGCUCGGUUCUUGUAAACAGCAUACCUGGGAAACGUGUGAUCUUAACUAUCAAAAAACUAAACCCAGUUUCUUAUUAUGGAGCUUUGAAUACAUAAUCAAGAUUCAAGACUGUUGAGGAAGACAAUAUUGUUUCUGUGUUUUUCUGUAUAUGUUACUUCUGUAUAAUCUGUGUCUCUUUGUUAGUACUUAGUAACACAAGGGUGAAUUUGGGAUGAUGAAAAUCAGCGUCUAAAAUUGUAAGAUUUGCUUGAGAUUGGUAGUCUGGUACUUUGAUAGAAAUACUUUGUAAGAGUUCUUGUGUGUUUAGUACAAAAGCAUUUGUUUA
Messenger RNA from Solanum dulcamara, 1780 nucleotides. Its product is annotated as pumilio homolog 18-like. The transcript has 6 exons. NCBI's taxonomy places the organism in Eukaryota, Viridiplantae, Streptophyta, Magnoliopsida, Solanales, Solanaceae. Gene Ontology annotation, cellular component: cytoplasm. The coding region runs from base 51 to 1550 and encodes 499 amino acids. Gene Ontology annotation, molecular function: mRNA binding. Gene Ontology annotation, biological process: post-transcriptional regulation of gene expression. The record is from RefSeq and is a predicted model, not a curated record.